UGGGCCAAUAUAUAUGGAACCCAAUAUAAUAACUAAUGGGCCUCAAAUAGGGCCAUUCAAAAACAUUUUAUCAUCUUCCUCAUAAAUACCGGAAAAACCCUAGUAGUCGUCUCUGUCAAUCUCGUAUCAAAACCCUGGUUUACCUCCCGACUCUAAUUCCCCCCACAAAAGCGCGCCAACACUGGUGAUCUCCAACCAUGGGACGCGUCCGUACGAAGACCGUGAAGAAAUCGUCGCGCCAAGUGAUUGAGCGCUACUACUCGCGCAUGACCCUUGACUUCCACACCAACAAAAAGGUACUCGAAGAAGUAGCCAUCAUCCCCUCCAAGAGGCUUCGCAACAAGAUCGCCGGAUUCUCCACCCACCUCAUGAAGCGGAUCCAGAAGGGUCCCGUCCGCGGCAUCUCUCUGAAGCUCCAGGAGGAAGAGCGUGAGCGACGCAUGGACUUCGUGCCCGAGGUCUCCGCCAUCAAGAGCGACCAGAUCGAGGUCGACAAGGAGACCCUAGACAUGCUUUCUGCUCUUGGAAUGAGCGACAUUCCUGGGCUUGUCCAGGUUGAGCCCGUUGCCGUACCCACCCAUCAGUUUGGAUUCGGUCGGGGCGCUGGAGCUGGGCGCAGGUAAUGGAUUCGAGUUUAGAUAUUUAUGGGUUUUGUUUCAGAGUGAAGGAUUUUGCUUCUUUUUUUUUAUUUUCCAAUUUUGAAUGUUAUAAUAGUAAGUGGGUGUUGUUAGCUUUUGGUUUUCUAGAGUAGCGGUUUAAGUUUCUUAUGAAACAGAUUCUUAAUUCUCAUGUUAUCUUUAUGAAUAUUUCUCACUUCUGUUUUAAGUAACAAUCUAGACUAAUUUUUUUUAUUUUUUUUCAUUAUCAUUUAGUCUGUUCGAAAAUUUACGGUUAAUGUGCAGUGGUCAUUUGGUCUGUAAUACAGAUUUUGAUCAUAUUUGAUCUUUCUAUGCAACGUUAAAUUGUUCUUCCA
Molecule: messenger RNA, 973 nt
Organism: Ziziphus jujuba (common jujube)
Lineage: Eukaryota; Viridiplantae; Streptophyta; Magnoliopsida; Rosales; Rhamnaceae
Product: small ribosomal subunit protein eS17
Exons: 1
Coding region: 198-623 (141 amino acids)
Biological process (GO): translation
Cellular component (GO): ribosome
Molecular function (GO): structural constituent of ribosome
Source: RefSeq, a predicted model, not a curated record